UUAUCUUCUGCUUUCAUGGUUGGACUCCUCGUGUCUUCUCCAAUAUUUGCAUCACUAGCCAAGAGUGUGAAUCCCUUUCGGCUCAUCGGAGUUGGAUUGUCAGUUUGGACUUUGGCUGUAACUGGCUGUGGUUUCUCAUUCAACUUCUGGUCCAUCAUUAUUUGCCGCAUGCUGGUUGGUGUUGGUGAGGCUUCAUUUAUUAGUCUCGCUGCCCCUUUCAUCGAUGAUAAUGCUCCAUCUCCUCAGAAAACUGCAUGGCUUUCGAUAUUCUACAUGUGCAUACCAUCUGGAUAUGCACUUGGUUAUGUUUAUGGUGGCUUGGUGGGCACUAGGCUAAGUUGGCGUGCUGCAUUUUGGGGGGAGGCAAUUCUGAUGCUUCCCUUUGUGAUUCUCGGGUUUGUUGUCAAGCCUUUGCAGAUGAGAGGUUUUAAGCAUGAUGAAUCAAAAGUUGCUGUGUCACAAGUUCAAGGUUCGGGUGCUUCCGAGAUUAAAGUUGCAACGAAAAUAAAGAAGCAUCUUUCGAGGUUUAUGAAAGAUAUGAAGGAGCUUUUGGUCGAUAAGGUGUACAUUGUUAAUGUUCUUGGUUAUGUAGCAUACACCUUUGUAAUUGGUGCCUACUCAUAUUGGGGACCUAAGGCUGGUUACAAUAUAUAUCAUAUGAAUAAUGCAGAUAUGAUGUUUGGAGGUGUUACAAUUGUGUGCGGAGUACUUGGCACAGUAGCAGGAGGCUUUGUUCUGGAUUAUAUGUCUAACACUAUCUCCAAUGCUUUCAAGCUUCUUGCAACCACAACGUUUAUUGGGGCUAUAUUAUGCUUUGGUGCCUUUUGCUUGAAGAACACGUACGGUUUCCUAGCUCUUUUUGCAGUUGGACAACUACUUGUCUUUGCAAUUCAGGGUCCCGUAAAUUAUGUUUGUCUGCAUUGUGUGAAACCUAGUUUAAGGCCACUGUCUAUGGCCAUUUCUACUGUUGCAAUUCACAUCUUUGGAGAUGUGCCUUCCUCACCUCUCGUCGGAGUUCUCCAGGAUCACAUCAAGAAUUGGAGGUCGACUGCUCUUAUUCUAACAUCUAUUUUUGUUCCAGCGGCUGCCAUAUGGUUUAUAGGAAUUUUUCUGCACAGCGUCAAUAGGUACAGCGAAGAAAGUGAGAACCAGAUAUCCACAACUCAGGUUGAAGAAAAGAAGACAGAAUCUACUGAUUCUGCUGCCGAGCCCGUCACAUAUUCAACUCUUGUCUAG
Molecule: messenger RNA, 1236 nt
Organism: Rosa rugosa (rugosa rose)
Lineage: Eukaryota; Viridiplantae; Streptophyta; Magnoliopsida; Rosales; Rosaceae
Product: probable sphingolipid transporter spinster homolog 2
Exons: 1
Coding region: 16-1236 (406 amino acids)
Biological process (GO): transmembrane transport
Cellular component (GO): membrane
Molecular function (GO): transmembrane transporter activity
Source: RefSeq, a predicted model, not a curated record